This is a messenger RNA of Austrofundulus limnaeus, 5137 nucleotides long. RefSeq names its product sine oculis-binding protein homolog. Gene Ontology annotation, biological process: animal organ development. Gene Ontology annotation, cellular component: nucleus. The record is from RefSeq and is a predicted model, not a curated record. Lineage: Eukaryota; Metazoa; Chordata; Actinopteri; Cyprinodontiformes; Rivulidae. The transcript is spliced from 7 exons. The coding region runs from base 266 to 2800 and encodes 844 amino acids.
ACAGCGGUGGAGAGAGGAGAGUGGAGACUGUUGAACUGCUAAACGGCGGAGCCUCCAGCGCGCGGAGAACACGCAUGUUCGGUGGAGUCCGAAGCCCGACAUGAGGGAGUCCGACGUCCGGGAAUGACAGCCGCUGUCACCUGGAGGGACGCUUCUCACUCCGAGCCACUCCCGUAAAGAAAACUACAGAAGAAACAAACAAACUGCUGCUGCUGACAGCUCAAGUCACAGAUCCGGGGUCGGAUCCAGCCGGACCAGGACUAUCAUGCCAGAGAUGGAGAAAGGCAGACCCCCGGAAAACAAACGCAGCAGGAAACCAGCGCACCCCGUGAAGAGGGAGAUCAACCAGGAGAUGAAGACGUUUGCGGAAAGCACCAUGAACGAGCUCCUGGGAUGGUACGGCUACGACAAGGUCGACCUCCGAGAGUCCGAGGCCAACGAGAUCCGAAACUACAGAGAGAGGCGUCAGCAUGUGUCUGUGCUGAAAGAAAACUCCUUGCCAAAACCCAAAAGCGUGGACGCCAAAGUCGGUCACCCUGUCCUGGCCAUGAAGAGCGGAGAAAGGGAAUCCUCCAGCGUCCCCUCCUCUUCGCCCACUUCGUCCUCCACGAGUUCCUCCCUGACCUCCCCCAAGGAGCACAAGAGUGCCCCCGUUAUUGUCCCCCUCAUAAAGCCAUCAGCAGUGGAAGACGUGCAGAAUGUGCAGAUAGUUUGUGUUUGGUGCCAGAAGGAAGGCGUGAAACGGUACUCUCUCUGCAUGGGCUCGGAGCUCAAGAGCUUCUGCAGCGAGAAGUGCUUCGCUGCCUGCAGACGGGCCUAUUUCAAACGCAACAAGGCUAGAGAUGAAGACCUCCAAGCUGAGAGAUCCCCUCAGCACCCACAUCCAGAGGAUUCGCCCAGGCUGGUGUUAAAGAUAAACACCAAUGUCAGAUCUCUCUCGCCUGUACUGCAGGUUUGUGACUGGUGCAAGCAUGUCCGUCACACUAAAGAGUACCUAGACUUCGGAUCUGGGGAGGAACGGCUUCAGUUCUGCAGCAUCAAAUGUCUCAACCAGUACAAGAUGGACGUCUUCUAUCGGGAAGCCCGCGCCGCUCUCACCAACACCAGCUCCAGCCCCAACAGGGCCAGCCAAGAUGGGAGGGCGGAUGGGCAAAAGUUACUCACCCCCGAGUCUUGGAACAACAGCAACCAUUCAGGGGAAGCACGCAAUCGAAAUGUCUCGCCCAAAGGGUCGACGCUGAUUCAUGGGCCUGUAGAAGCCACAUCUGUCUCCUCUUCGGAAGCAUCCUCCUAUUCUUCUUCUUCAAAAGUUCCUGUCUCAGGGCUUAGAACCUUGGAGAGGUCAAUCCAACCACCUCCACCACCACCUACAGUGGUGUCGCCCCAUCCUGCUCCACUUCCUCCCCCACUGCCUCCUCGUCCACCUCUGGAUCAAAAGCCAGUACCUCAAAUUCCCAUACCCUUCAUAAGGCCUCCUCUUCAUGCUCAGGGCCUAAAAAGUCCCCUUGCCAAUCCUCCCAGACAUGCAGGUCCCCCUUCCAGCCCUAUCCACAGACCGCCACAUUCUCCUCACCUGCAGCCCUCCUCUUCCACUUCCAUGAAUCCCCCUGGGCUCAUGCAUCCUUUCCCAGGAGCCUAUUUCCCUGGCUUGCACUCGCCACCUCUGAACAUGAUGCCAAGAGGCCCCGUCCCAAUGCCUCCCAUUAUGAACUUUGGGAUUCCUUCUUUUAGCCCUCUUCUGCCCCAACCCACUGUCCUGGUGCCUUAUCCUAUUAUUGUUCCCUUACCUGUCCCCAUACCCAUUCCGAUUCCCAUUCCAGUCCCUCCCAAAGUGGCCCUUGAAACUCCAAGUCACAGUGGAGUUAUACAGCCAGUGCCAGACGGGGUAGACAGGGGCAGAUCUAGGACUAACAGGUCAUCAUCUCCAGAGAUUUCUAUAGAGGAGAGAAGCAAACGAGGGGAGUCUAACCCAAGGGACAUAGAUUGGGUGAAAUCAGAAAGGCCAUUUUUGUCCCCGACAUCCACAUCUCUAAUUAAAGUGUCCUCCCCCAGAGCACAGUAUAGUGAAUCAUUCUGCCCAGCCUCGAGUUCAGAGGGGCUGACAGACUAUAAGAAACAAAAGACAGAGCGACAAGUGAUACAAAGGGUUCUCCAAAGGACCCAAGUGAAGCUUGAGCCCUGUACCAAUGGGAUGGGGGACCCAUCAGUGCUUGGGGAGUCCGGAUCUGGGCAGGUUAACAGAUCAGGUCUUCACAAUGUAAUCAGACCGAUGCCUCCUCUAGCGCCGUCACCUUCACAUGACACUGUCUACCAACAACCGGACUGCCACACUUCUCACAGUCCACCCAGCCCCUUGGAGAGCAGCCAUUCACAUGACAGCAACUCCUCCGUUUCAGCAGCUCGGGAGCAUCCUCAAAAUGGCAUGCCUUCUAGUAUAGACUCUUCCUUACCCCAGAGAUUAUCAGCACCACCCUCGGACUCUGCGCUCAGUGAGCUGGAAGCUAUCAAAGAGAAUAAGUGCGCCACUGUUAGCCCGGUGCGGCUUGAGGGCCUCAUCGGUCAGUCAGAAGGACCCUUAAUAGUUGGCAGAGAUGCCGAAGAGGACCCCCAUGUUCCAGACGAGGACCACGCUUAUGCCCUGCCCACAGCACCAAAGACAGGUGGGACCACGCCCCCGCUGCUCUUGCCCAAACUCAGGGACAAGGGUAGCUUGCGGAAUCCUGCUAACGUAGCCAACGAGGGAGACGUGGAACCGGCUCUGAAGAGGCGAUGCCUACGAAUCCGAGAUCCCAAUAAAUAGAAAUCAGAGACUCCCCGUUUUAACACGGUGGGGGCCGAGCCAGAUCCAGUGCCACGCCGUCUUGUGGACGACACCAGUGCGAACACCUUCCUACCCGUCGCUCUGCCUGUAGACCAGCAGGGCGCCAAACCCAGGAAGCAGACCAGAUGGCCGAGUCAUCGCGAGUCAACAAACGCGGAAGAACACACAUUUUGCUUUGGACCAAAAAAAAAGAAAAAAGAAAAAAGAAAAAGAACGAAUCAUAGAGCUUGUUGAGAAAUAGUCACUCAGAUCUUCAUCCUGUCUAACAUUGCCCUCAAGCGUUCAUGUGUGCACAAGUUAGCGUGGCUGCUGCUCCUCCUGCUCCACGCAGCAGACAGCACUCUGAUCAGCCUUGUGUGGUCUUCUCAGAUGGAGCCUGAACAUGAUCUCUUUCCAGGGGAAACGGUUUGUUUUCUCUGCCCGGCUUCUGCACAAAGAGCCACAUUGUUCCUCUCCUCAUAUCCCACGCUGACUCCCCACUCCAGGUUUUGGGUUACCUGGCCGAUUAGAGCUCAAAAUUCACGAGCUUCACUUUUUCUUUCUUUUUUUUUUUUUUUUGAGCAACUGCCAGGAAUAUAGUAUAGCCUUUUUCUCCUUCACGUAUUCGCCCAAUAUAAAUACAGUUCAUGCUAUCCACACUGCUUCUGAGUUUUUAUCCUUCACAAGAGAUCGCCUAAGAUUCGGCUUACUUCUUUCAAAGAAGAAAAAUUUAUCCUCAGACAACUUUCUCUCUGUGUUUGCAGAAUCAGGCUGAAGGGUUUAAAGCUACUCGUUGCAAAGUAUAAAAUCAAAGCUUGAGUCAAACUUUAAAAAAAAGAACUAUGCAGAUAUGCAAAUCUGAAAUGCAGGUCUGCGCUCAGUGUACACAAAGCCACUUUUCGCUGGCUGAAUCCACCGAGUGAAAACGUGAAUCAAGAGACUGACCUACAUUAGGCUGGCUGGAGUCUGUGUAGGUAAACACAUUAAAGUUUGAACUAUUUUCAGCUUUCGACUUCUUUCUAAUAGGCAAACAUGUGGUUGACGUCAGGUCACGAAUUUUGUUUACAAAUUUUUAUUUUUAGGACAUAUAAACCAGGACAUUUUCAUCAUUCAGUUCAAACGAAUUUGCAAUGAGUCCCUUUAAACUCUACAGAUCAUUAAAGGUCGGAACGACUUGCGGCACCGAGUGCCACGCGUGUGUGAAAGCUCGUGGCGGGUCAAACACGACGCUGCGACUGAUUCAGAUUUAGCUGUCUGCUGAAUGUUUUCGCCUCUGAGCUCACAUUUCUGAAACGCGAGAUCAGAGUUUUGAAUGUUACCAGAUGUGGUAUUAUACACAAAAGGCAUCAAAUGCUGUAGCAUACAGUGAUCAGUAUUACGGUUGCCGCUGUUGGGGAAACUUUAACCUGGAUGGAUCACUUUUGAGGCUCGUCGACACCCUUCCCAUUAUUUUCUUGUUGAACUCUAUUCAGAUAUUAUGUUUUAUUAACUUAUGAUUGAUUCAUCUGUAGAUUUUCACGAAAAAAAAUGCUGUAUAUCUUCUUUUGUAUUGCUUCUUUUUUUUUCUUUUAUGAUCUGAUUAUUUCUUUGUUUUAAUCAUGUUUGCCCACUAGAGGGCAGUGUUCGCCUGGUAAUUUGCACCUGCCGUGAAAGCCAUCUCAUUGGCCCUAAAAUCAGUGCCAUUCGACUGACUCCCAGUGCUAAACUGGGUUGUCUACCCCUUAUAUUUUACAUCUUGCAUAUUAUUUGUUAUCUAUAAAUCCAAAUACUGCCAUCAACAGCCCUUGAAGCUCCUUCGAAGCGGGUUUUAUGUCCUGCUACCCCUUGCCAUCAUUCCAAAGCCAACCCUUAUUUGCCAGUGUGAACCUUCAUUUCAGUCUCCCCACUCAUUCCAGUCCACAGCCGCGCCACAGGGUCACGCCAACACAUCGGUGUCAUCCUCAGCCGGAAAGAGGACUCUGUCCACAGCCUGUGUGAGUCAACAGUGACAUCACUUCAGACAAAUAGCUGCUGGUGUCAUCUGCUUCUAUCUGAUGGCACACAUGCCAAAAAUAAAUCAUCAGAACUGCCAUUAUCGCUUUAAUUUCUUCUUUUGCUUUUUCUUUUCGUUUGUUUUCAAAUCUCAUUAAAGUUUCAGCAAGUAAACCUCAGUUUUGUUGCUGUUGUGGCCUAAAAAUUGUAAAGGUACUGUCUGAUCACCCCCCCACCUGGAUCACACAUUUUAGCCUGUCAAAUGAACAUGUCAUGUUGUUUGUAUUAAAUAAAUGUUGAGCAGCCAAGAAUUUUGGUUGAGAUCACUUUGUAAAGUAAAAGAAAUAAAAGUUAUUCUAAGAGCAA